Molecule: messenger RNA, 1294 nt
Organism: Alternaria alternata
Lineage: Eukaryota; Fungi; Ascomycota; Dothideomycetes; Pleosporales; Pleosporaceae
Exons: 3
Coding region: 216-1235 (339 amino acids)
Biological process (GO): L-valine catabolic process
Cellular component (GO): mitochondrion
Molecular function (GO): NADP binding; 3-hydroxyisobutyrate dehydrogenase activity; NAD binding
Source: RefSeq, a predicted model, not a curated record
ACGGAAGUCCAGCUCCAGCACUGGAGCCGGGUCAUACCAUUCACAAUGCCCACCCAGCAGCAGCUAGCCCGACGCAGCGGUGUUGUUUCCACAGCUGCACCGAUGGACCGCGACCUCGGUUGAACGCAGUCCAUGGGUGCGGAGACCGCUUCCAACCGCUCUCCGCAAUACGUCGCCAACCCCAACCAACAGCUCACCCUCCUCCUCAUAUCACGAUGCGGACAGUCUCGGCGCUAGCUUCGCCUCUGCGGAGAUCAGUACCUACAGCCCGCCAGACACGGUGCUUCUCAAGCUCCCACAGUCUGCAAGCGACAUGGGGAUUCAUAGGACUGGGACGCAUGGGAUACCCCAUGGCGAAAAACCUCAGAGCAAAGAUACCCGCCGAAGACACGCUCUUCGUGCACGAUGUAAACACCGCAGCCACGAAGCAGUUCCUCGACGAGCACCCACAAGGCGUGCGCGUGGCUGAAAACGUUCGAGAGGUCGCCGAGAAAGCCGAAACCAUUGUCACUUCGCUGCCGGAGCCAAAGCAUGUAAAGGCAGUCUUCAAGGAGAUGCUGGAGCCGGCAACUCUUCUGUCAGACAGCUCCGUCAACAAAGAGCGGUUCUUCAUCGACUGCUCGACCAUCGACCCCAUGACCUCGGGCGAGGUGGCGGAAGCUGCCCAUUCUACUGGUCAGGGCAAGUUCAUCGAUGCGCCCAUGUCCGGGGGUGUCGUUGGGGCGCAGGCUGGCACGCUCACCUUCAUGAUCGGUGCGCCGCCAGAGGCCGUCGAAGGAGCCACCAAAGUACUGUCAAUGAUGGGCCGGAGAGUAGUACACCUUGGUGGGCCUGGUGCGGGUCUCAAGGGGAAACUUGCCAACAACUACCUUCUCGCGCUCAACAACAUUGCAACUGCAGAGGCCAUGAGCAUGGGUGUGAAGUGGGGUCUAGAUCCAAAGGCGCUGGCUGGUAUGAUCAACACGGCUACCGGUAAAUGCUGGCCUAGUGAGGUUAACAACCCCGUUCCCGGAGUCAUCGAGGGUUCGCCUGCAAGCAGAGGCUAUGAAGGGGGCUUUGGCAUCGGUCUGGCUAGCAAGGAUCUCAAGCUUGCGCUCAAGGCUGCCGACGAGGCGGGUGUCAAGCUCGCUUUAGGGGAGCCCGCGAGAGCGCUUUACGAUGCGUGCGAAAAGGCCGAGAACUGCAAAGGCAAAGACUUUUCAGUCGUCUACCGGUAUCUUGGAGGCAAGGAGUAGCUAGAAUGAAUGACAUGGACCCGCGGUGCCGCGGUCUUCGCAUCUCCGCCGCCAAACAA